This is a messenger RNA of Populus nigra (black poplar), 556 nucleotides long. RefSeq lists its product as uncharacterized. The transcript is spliced from 4 exons. The record is from RefSeq and is a predicted model, not a curated record. NCBI's taxonomy places the organism in Eukaryota, Viridiplantae, Streptophyta, Magnoliopsida, Malpighiales, Salicaceae. The coding region runs from base 1 to 396 and encodes 131 amino acids.
AUGCCGGGAAUGAAGAUGAGGACCAUCGCUGCAUCGAUAACAUACAAGUUCUUGCGUCCUAAACAACUAAAACGUCCAUGGAGGACUGCAACAUGGCAACGCGCAAGCAAAUUAGCAGUGAUUAUUCCUGCGGUGGGUGGGGCAACGACCUCCCCGCGGGCGAAGAUAAGGGAAAGCACUGCAAGAGCAAGUCGUCGCCGGGGUGUGUCAUCCUUACCGAGGAGACAGCUGCCGAGCAACAACCACAUAGAGCUUUACCAGGUUCAGCUACCAAGGCUGCAGAUGGAAGGCAUCAGCGCAGAUGGUGUUGUGUUUAGUCACUCGGAACUCCUAAGGAUGAAUGCUGGGGAGAGAGCACUACGUUACAAUAAAGAGUCAUGUUGUGUUUGUGCAUGAAUAAUGGAUACCGUUGCUUGCUCCUACGUUCCAUUUUCGUCCAAGCUCUGCUAUAUAUAUAUCUUCUGAUUAUGGUCAAUGUCGCAUCGGGCAACCUGGGUUUUCUCUUAUUUUCUUUUCUGAAUGUAUGCAGUAAUUAAUAAAGAAUCAAACUUAACUA